UGUGAACUGCUGGCUUGGUCCAACGUUUCACGAAUUUGUGUGUUCUUUCCGAAAAUCAGAGGCCAAAGGAGCAGAGUUGCACCGAAAAAUUGGGCUACUAUUCCAACAUGUUUGCCCGUAAAAAACCUACUGAGAAUCCGGAUCCUCUCCCCAGAGGACUCCGGGCUAAAAAGGUUCCAGGUGUUGAAGCUCCUGUGAAACCAGGCCUCUCUAAACUAAAGAGACCAACUGUUGGACAGACCAAGCGAUCUGCUUUUGGGGACAUCACGAAUGCUGCAAAGGAAAAGGUUGCAGAAGGCAAGAAAACUCAGGGUCUUGUCAAACCCACCUCCAAGAGCAGCCUUGCAGGACCAGUCAAAGCACCCAGGAAUGCUCUGAAGAAGCCUAUAGAGGUGAAAAAAAGAGCAACCGAGGCCAAAUCUUCUCAAGAGGUGAACAGUUCCACUUCAUCGGUUUCCAGUGCUUUAGCUUCUUCCCAAGAAUCCACUAAGAAUGAGACAUCCCAAGCUCUGAAAAACUUGGCAGCAGGAGUACCAGUGGACCGAGAAGAGGAGGACUUUUCCUUUAUAGAUGCGGAGGACUUGGAGGAUGAGCCUAUUGCUGAGGUUGAGGAAAAGUUCAUGCCAACUGUGGAUCUGGAGAAUUAUUCUGAUGUUUUCAACAUUGGCAUCUACGCUCAGGAUAUAUUUGACUACUACAAGUGCAGAGAGCAAUUGUUCCAGAUCCCGUCCUACCUGGAUGGAAAGAGCUGCAAGAUCACUCCGAUCAUGCGCGCCAUCCUGGUGGACUGGAUGGUUGAGAUCCAGGAGAACUUUGAGCUGAAUCACGAGACCCUGUACCUGGCAGUCAAGCUGAGCGACACCUAUCUGUCCCGUGAGCCCCAGGAGAAGGAGAUGCUGCAACUGGUGGGAGCUGCCUCUGUGUUCAUCGCCUCAAAAUUCGAUGAGCGAUGCCCACCACUCAUUGAAGACUUCACAUACAUCUGUGACAACUCCUUUGAUCGUGAUCAGUUCAUACUCAUGGAGAUGGAAAUUCUGCGUAAAGUUGACUUUGACCUUGGCAUUCCGAUAUCGUACAGAUUUCUGCGCAGAUAUGCAAAGGUUGCCCGCUCAUCCAUGGUCACUCUGACUCUGGCCCGCUUCAUCCUGGAGAUGUCGUUGAUGGAGUACAGUCUCAUCACAGAGCGAGACUCUCGCAUAGCUGCGGCCGCUUUGUACAUUGCCAUGAAAAUGUCCAAAGAAGGAGAAUGGGAGGGCGAGGUUGUGCAAUCAAGUGGCUACACUGUGGAGAAAAUCAAGGACAUGGUCCUGGCCCUCAACACAAUGCUGCAUGCACGACCUAUCCCUCAGUUGUCCACCAUCCGCAGUAAAUACUCGCACAUUGUCUUUCACGAGGUGGCCAAGAUCAAGCCAUUGCCGACGGCAUUGCUGUUGUGACCUUGAUGUGGGGACAACGAGUAAUGUGCACCAAAUAAAAUUUAAAGCUUAAGACAAUUUUUCCUUAUAUUUCAAAUUCUAAUAGUUUUGAAAAUUGGAAAUUGACAACUGCCGGAAAAACACAGGCAUAAUCAAUCAUGAAAAUUAACAUUAUUUUUGUUUGGUAAUUUUUUGUCACUUUAGAGAAGUUUUGAGAACAAAAACAAAAAAAGUUGUUUUUUGGAAUGAUGAAGACCAAAAAAAACCCCCCAAAAAACUUUCCAAAUUUUGAUGGAGAAAUUCGAAGAUUUAUAUUUUUGUUUGGUGACUGGCUGGGGUAUCCUGAUAUUCUGGUCAUACAGAAGUUUGAGUGAGCAAAUGUGUCUGCGUGGAGGAGCAAAAGUAUGGUAUUUUAUACAUGCGUCUGGCUGUGUGGUGUGUUCAGGUUCUCAUUUCAACUAUAAUUCCAUAUUCCCAACUGGGAAAUGAAUCAUCUUUCAUUACCAUCUGUGUAUACUGCAUGAUCUUAUUUGCUGUCUGAGGAAUCUUUAUGUACAUACAUGCUAUUUUAAUAAUAUAUUUUUAUGUGACCGGUAUUUUUUAGAAAUGAUCUGUGUUUUUCUAAUGAAAGUAGUAAUGAAUACUUUUAAACUCUGCUGUAUGUAGCUCACCAAUAUAAAAAUUUACUUUGCAACAAUCAAUCUUAAAGAAAAAUCUUUCUCAAAAGAUGCUUGAAAUUAUUUUUAGGGUCUUUAGAUGUAUUAUUAUUUAUGCCUCUAAAGCUUAAUAGAAACAUUGUCCUUUCUCAGAAAGGUCAAUUUUGAAAAAUGCUUUGGCAGUUUUCAAUUAGUGUUUUGUGACUCUUCCCCCCCCCCCCCCCCGUCCAUUCAGUAUUGGUGCUUGUUUAUAUAUAUGGCUCUAGAAAAAAAAAUAAUGUUGUACUGUAGAAAUAAACAGAAUGAGAAAUGGUAGGUUAAGAAGUUGCUUGAAGUCUCCAGGAUUGUUCAGCCUUUGCAAGGGCAAGCUCUUGUUUCCCUUGGGUUGGUGGUGUAGGGUGUGCUCGUUGAACGGCUACUACAGCGGUACCUCGUUCCGCAGGACUGAUCCAGCUCUCUCUUUACUUCUCUAGGUGUUGUGUUGUGGUCCACUUUGUCCAGGCUGUUCCCCACUGCUGUAGAUUGUUGUAGAAGUUUGAUAACGUGUGACUAGUGACUUAGUGCAGUGCGGCCAGGUACGGCAGUGUCCAUCUUAAUGCCUAUAGUUUUUUGUCUUUCAGGUUAAUGAGGAAUAGGUUGGAUCAAAUCAGACAUUUUUGGGGUGAAUUUUGAAAAUGAGUUUAGGCUUAUGUACCAAGAACUGUUCCGUUUGUGCUAAAAAAUAUUAAAUUCAAUAUUAGUUUUUUCCUUGUUGCACUUACAAAGCUUAUCGUAUUCAAAUUCAUCUUGCGUAAAAAGUUAUAACUUUGUGCGUGAGUAGUCACAAAUUUUUACCCAGAGCGGUUUUUAAUGUGUCGUUUGUUUGGCUUUUGCCUCAUUUUAAAUCCGAUAGCUGCAACUACAGCAGUGGACAGUUUUGACUCUCUAGGGAUAUGAUACUCCUCAAGGUUGAGAGUAAGAAGCUCAAUGGCUUUGCCUGCAGCAACCUCUUUUGUGAAUGGUUCAAAGACCGAGGUCCCUAGUGUGUAUGUGUAUAUAUCCGGUGUUGGAAGUCUUGUAACAUCCAUUCUUUUCUCAGAAAGAAAUGUAUUCAUAUAUGUGACCAUUGCAUGUUAGUUGUAAGGUUAGUUAGUAUGAAGUGACUGAAAAAAGGACAAAAGCAUUAGGUAAGUUUGAUGACUGACUUUGUAUUUUAAAAAACUUAUUUAUAACUAUGUAUUCAAUACACAUUUUGAUUUUGCCCAUAUUGAUGGAAAUACUGAAAUUUGAUUUUUGAUGAUUUUACUGAGAAUAAAGUUUUUGCUUCCAACUUAA
Messenger RNA from Aplysia californica (California sea hare), 3385 nucleotides. RefSeq names its product G2/mitotic-specific cyclin-B3. The transcript has 10 exons. Gene Ontology annotation, biological process: regulation of cyclin-dependent protein serine/threonine kinase activity; mitotic cell cycle phase transition. Gene Ontology annotation, cellular component: cyclin-dependent protein kinase holoenzyme complex; centrosome; nucleus. The record is from RefSeq and is a predicted model, not a curated record. Lineage: Eukaryota; Metazoa; Mollusca; Gastropoda; Aplysiida; Aplysiidae. The coding region runs from base 108 to 1436 and encodes 442 amino acids. Gene Ontology annotation, molecular function: cyclin-dependent protein serine/threonine kinase regulator activity.